Messenger RNA from Carassius auratus (goldfish), 2087 nucleotides. RefSeq names its product intestinal-type alkaline phosphatase-like. The record is from RefSeq and is a predicted model, not a curated record. The transcript has 10 exons. The coding region runs from base 200 to 1873 and encodes 557 amino acids. Gene Ontology annotation, biological process: dephosphorylation. Gene Ontology annotation, cellular component: plasma membrane. Lineage: Eukaryota; Metazoa; Chordata; Actinopteri; Cypriniformes; Cyprinidae. Gene Ontology annotation, molecular function: alkaline phosphatase activity.
GGAACAGAGAGCAAGAAGAGCAAAAAGGAAGAGCGCUCGGCUUAAAACAAAAGGAAAAGAAGUCGAGGGGUUUCCUGGCCACCGUCAGCACGAGCCUAUGAGCUGUCAGGGGCCCCGGGUUUAAAAAGCAGGGGCUGGAGGUUUGAGGAGACACUCCUUCCCAGCGUCGAGGUGUGCUCUGAAGUCUCUGCAGCUCGGGAUGUGUUUGUUUUACAGCCGGGCCCCCGGCGUGCUGCUCCUCCUGGCCCACCUCCUUCUGAGCACCAGUCUGGAGCCCGUGGCUGAAUGGGAGAAGGAACCGGCGUACUGGAACCAUCAGGCCAGACGCACGCUACAGACGGCCCUCACGCUGCCACUGCGAGCGCAUCGCACCAAAAACAUCGUCCUCUUCCUCGGAGACGGGAUGGGAGUGUCGACGGUGUCAGCCGCCCGGAUACUGAGAGGUCAGAUGGAGGGACAGUCAGGGGAGGAGACGCUUUUGACCAUGGAUACGUUUCCAUAUGUCGCCCUGUCCAAGACGUACAGUGUUGACAGGCAGGUGGCGGACAGCGCUAGCACAGCUACGGCGUACCACUGCGGUGUGAAGGCUAACGCCAAGACGGUGGGUUUGAGCGCUAAAGCAGUGGCCUAUGCGUGCAACACCACUUUUGGCAACGAGGUUUUCUCAGUGUUACACCGUGCCAAAGCACAAGGAAAGUCUGUCGGCAUCGUGACCACCACCAGAGUGCAGCAUGCAUCGCCCGCUGCCGCGUACGCCCACUCGGUGAGCCGCAGCUGGUACAGCGAUGCAGAUGUGCCCUCCGAUGCCCGCCGGCAGGGCUGCACCGAUAUCGCCACGCAGCUGGUGACCAACACUGAUAUUGAUGUAAUUCUUGGCGGUGGCCGAAUGUACAUGACACCCAAGGGUACCCCUGAUCCAGAAUACCCCUCUUCAUCUUCUCGCAAAGGGACUCGCAAAGACAAAAAGAACCUCAUUGAUGUCUGGUUGAAAUCUCGUAAGGGAAGAAAUGCGCAGUAUGUCUGGAACAAAGAGCAGCUUAAUGCAGUGAAUAUUAAAACAACAGACCGCCUGAUGGGUCUGUUUGAACCCAAGGACAUGAGGUUUGAAGUGUUCAGGAAUCGCACACGUGACCCCUCUAUUGUGGACAUGACAGAGAAAGCCAUUCAAAUCCUCAGCAAGAAUCCCAAAGGGUUUUUUCUCUUUGUGGAAGAUGAGUAUUUAACAUUUACUCUGGUGUUACAGUUUAAAGAUAUUCUGCUAAUAGUGAAACAUGCCUUUCUUUGUGCUUUACGAGGUAGAAUAGACCAUGGACACCAUGAUGGGGUAGCCAAGCUUGCUCUGACCGAAACCAUCAUGUUUGACCGUGCAAUCCAGAGAGCAUCUGAGCUGACCAGUGAAUCGGACACUCUCACUGUUGUCACUGCAGAUCAUUCCCAUGUCUUCACUUUUGGUGGAAAUACCCCCAGAGGCAACCCUAUUUUUGGUCUGGCACCCAAGAAGGCUGAGGAUAAUCUUCCAUACACUAGUAUCUUGUAUGCUAAUGGACCAGGAUAUGCUCAAGUAAACGGAACAAGAGGAAAUGUUUCAGAAGUGGAUUAUUUUGAUGAAGAGUACAUGCAACAAGCGGCUGUUCCUUUAGAAUCAGAGACACAUGGUGGGGAAGAUGUGGCUAUCUACGCAAAAGGCCCUAUGGCUCAUCUCUUUCACGGAGUCAAAGAACAGAAUUAUGUGGCCCAUGCGAUGGCUUAUGCAGCGUGUCUAGAGCCAUACAAUAACUGUCCACUACAUCUUCAUGGCUCAGAAGGCUGUAAAAUAACUCUUUCAAUACCUCUUAUCUCAAUAACCGGCGUGUUUUGGCUUGUCAUGAGAUGACAGAUUCUGCUGCAUGAGUGAUUGAGGCCCCAGGACUCUUUGGGGCUUUUUUGAGAUUUAUAACCCAAAUAGUUUAUAUUGUAAUUUGGUGCUCUUAGGAAUUGCAAUGUUGUGUAUAUAAAUGUAAAAAAAAAAUUAUGGAUGUAUUUUAUAAUCAGAUAUUUUUGUAUAUAUUGGACUGUGACUAUAAAUUUCAAACAUGUUAGACCAAUAA